This is a messenger RNA of Musa acuminata subsp. malaccensis (wild Malaysian banana), 2349 nucleotides long. Its product is annotated as exocyst complex component EXO70I-like. The record is from RefSeq and is a predicted model, not a curated record. Gene Ontology annotation, cellular component: exocyst. Gene Ontology annotation, molecular function: phosphatidylinositol-4,5-bisphosphate binding. Lineage: Eukaryota; Viridiplantae; Streptophyta; Magnoliopsida; Zingiberales; Musaceae. Gene Ontology annotation, biological process: exocytosis.
GCCAUUUGGUAUUACCUGCUUCCUCCCUCGGACUCACCGUCACUCCAUUCGUCUCUUUCCUUUGUUUCUUUGUUCGCUCGCUCUCACAUCUCCUAUUUAUCACAUCGUUCCUCGCCUCCAUAAUUUCAAGUGCUUCCACCGCCUGUUUGAUGCUCCGCGAUGGAGGACGCCACGAACGCGAUCCACGACGACGGCGUCAGCGCCGACACCAUGAUCGACAAGCUCCACGCCUCGCGCUCCGGCAUCGACUCGGUCCUCCGCUCCUCCUCCGAGCUUGACGUGGCCAUCUCCGGCUUCGACGGUCGCCUCUCAGUCCGACUCGCCGCCAUCUCCGCCAUCUAUGACGCGGUGGCGCCACUUCACUCCCAAGCCGUCGCAGCCCAGGCCCUCCGCACCCGCAUCGACCGCGCCGUCUCCCCCGCCCUCGCCCUUCUCCGCGGCUUCUCUCUCGUCCGGUCCCUCCAGCGCCGGCUACUCCGGCUCUCCCCUCCCGCGGCCGACCCCCGCCGCAUCGUCGCCUACGUCGAUUGCGUCGACAGCCUCCACGACGCGGUCGCAGGCGUCGCCGCUGAGUGCGAGCCAGCGGUGCAGCGCCUUCAGGAGGCGGUCGAGUUCCUGAGCCGGACCAAGGCCACGGACCGCCUCCGCCUCCACCGCCUCAGUGAGGCCCUCGCCGCCCUCCAGGCCCUCUACGAGGACGAGGUCGACGCCAUGCGGUACGAAGGCCUCUUGGACGAAGCCCUUCUCCUGCUGCAGCACGAGUGCGAGUCUCUCCUUCUCCAGCUCAAGCAUCACGCCUUUGGCGAAUCUGAUGGCCUUGAUCUGAUCCCGGAAGCGACCGACGGCUCUGAUCUCCCCCAUCUCGGCUCGUCUCUCCAGAUUGAGGCCCUCCGGCGGAUCGCCCAAACGCUCGCCGCCAACGAUUGCCUCGACAUCGCGAUCGAUAUCUUCGUUACGGUGAGGUACCGAAGGGCGGCGCAGGCGCUGAUGAGGUUGAAACCAGAGUACCUGAGGACGUCCGCGCCGGAGGACAUGGACGCGAUGGAGUGGGAGGAUGUGGAAGCGGCGAUCACGCUCUGGAUCCGGCACCUCGAGGUGGCGGUGCGGAUGCUGUUCGCCGUGGAGAAACGGCUCUGCCACGACGUGCUAGGCGGAUUGAUGGGCGGCGCCGUGUGGCCUGAAUGCCUCGCAAAGAUCGCCGACCGGAUUAUGGCCGUCUUCUUCUGCUUCGGUGAGGGCGUCGCCCGGAGCUCGAAGCAGCCGCAGAAGCUGUUCAAGCUCCUCGACAUGUUCGACGCGUUGGACAGGAUGUGGCCCGAUCUGGCGGCCGUCUUCGACGGAGAGGCGGGCGGCCAAGUCCGAGCGCGGUUCCGCGAGCUCCAGAAGCUCGUCGUCCACGCGGCGGCGACGGCAUUCAGGGAAUUUGGCCUCCGGAUUGAGGGACUGCAGGACGGCGCACCGCCGCCGGCGGAUGGGUCGGUGCCGAAGGUCGUCCGAUACGCCGUCCAUUACCUCAAAUGUCUCGCGACGGCCGCGUACGCCGGACCGAUGGGUCGAGUGCUACGAACAGAGCGCACCUGGAGACCGGAGCUGCCUUCGCGACCCCCUGAUGCGGACGGCGACGAUGAGGGGCUCCUCGGUGACGCAGUGCGCGGUAUUCUGGAGGCGUUGCAGCGUAACGUAGAGGCGCAGCGGUCGAGGUACGGGAAGAAGGACCGAGUACUGCCCCACGUGAUGGCCACCAACGCGUACUGGUACAUGUACAUGAGGACGAGGGGGACGGAGGUGGCGAGGCUGGUGGGGGAGGACACGAUGAAAGCGAGGUACAAGACCGCGGCGGAGCAGGCGGCGUUCGCGUACCAGGAGGCAGCAUGGGGGCCUCUGGUGAGGCUGCUGGAGAGGAACGAGGCGGCGGGGACGGCGAGAGCGACGACGGAGGAAUUCAUGAGGGGAUUCGACGACAACCUGAGGAAGCACAAGAGCCUCUACUGCAUUCGGGACGCCGACCUGAGGGAGCAGAUAGGGGAGGCGGUGGCGAAGGCGGUGGUGCCGGCGUACACGGCAUUCCUUCACGCCAACGCCGGGGCGACGGACGGGAGGGCGUUCCCACCACCUGACUCGAUCAGGGAACUGAUACUGCAGCUGUUCGAUGCCGGAGGGGAGGAAAGGAGGAGGGAGGCGGAGGGGGAGAGGAGCUCCAAGGGAGAGCGAGUGAGCCAUCGGAGGCGGGCAGAGGGACCGUGGAGUUCGGAGGCUCCUUCGCGUCGCAAGUCGCAACAGAACAAGUGAUAAAUAUAUUUGGUUACCUUAAAUUUGUGAAGUUAUAUUAAACUCUAAUAUCUUCUCUCA